This is a messenger RNA of Vicia villosa (hairy vetch), 4389 nucleotides long. RefSeq lists its product as uncharacterized. Bases 1 to 4389 code for a protein of 1462 amino acids. Lineage: Eukaryota; Viridiplantae; Streptophyta; Magnoliopsida; Fabales; Fabaceae. Gene Ontology annotation, molecular function: nucleic acid binding. The record is from RefSeq and is a predicted model, not a curated record. The transcript is spliced from 7 exons. Gene Ontology annotation, biological process: DNA integration.
AUGGCAGCUCCCAUAGAAAGGCUGUUAGGUGAUUACGGUGGAGCGAAUGCACCAGCUGGCCGGAUGACAAUUGUGAAUCAACCGGUGGAUGUUGCUCACUUUCAGUUACAUCCAGCAACAAUUAGACAGCUGGAAAAGAAACCCUUUUCGGGAAGGAUAAAUGAAGAUGCUAAUAAGCAUUUACAAAGGUUUCUCACCAUGACAACUUCUCUAAAGAUAGAAGGACACUCUGAAGAAGCAAAGAAUGUUAGCCAACCUGAAGGAUUAGUGGAUAUGAAAUUGUCAACGCAAGUUGUAAAAAUUGAAGAUCAGGUAGCUGCGGAAGUUGAGCGGAGAUUGAAACAGAUGGGUCUUGAAAAGCAAACAGUUGCACAAGUUCAACCGGCUCAAGCGAGUCAACCGAUAGCACAGCAGCUAGCAAACACUCAACAGCCGGGCGCUUUACCAAGUGCUACAGUUACCAAUCCUAAAGAUCAUAACAAUGUGAGCGCUAUUGUCACUAGGAGCGGUAAAGGGAAAGGUGUAGUUGAAAAUAAUGACGAGGAAGAGGAACCAUUGCUGGAGGUAGACUUGGAGAUAAGAGAAAAUGAGGUAGAAGCUGAGGAAGUGGUGGUGAUGAAACCAACACCAAAAGAGAAGGUGGUUGAACAAAAACAAAAGCCGGCAGUAAAACUUCCUUUUCCGAUAAGGAACAAGAAAAAAGAGCAACACGAGAAAAAUUUUGAAAAGUUCUUGGAGAUGUUCAAGAAGUUGGAGAUUAAUAUUCCAUUCUUGGAGGCAUUAGAACAAAUGCCUACUUAUGCAAAAUUCAUGAAGGACAUCAUCGCCAAGAAAAGAACCAUUGAUCGUGACCCUAUUAUUCUAACCGAAACGUGUAGUGCUAUCUUGCAGGGCAUGAAGAUUCCGGUGAAGAAGAAAGAUCGGGGUUCCGUGACUAUUCCUUGUACAAUUGGGGAUAGGUCAUUCAAGAAAGCUCUAAUUGAUUUGGGAGCAAGUGUGAGCCUUAUGCCGUUAUCGAUCUACAAGAGAUUGGGGAUAGGUAACGUACAAGAUACAAGAAUGACACUCCAGUUUGCUGACCACUCAGUUAAAAGACCGUAUGGGAUAGUAGAAGAUGUGCUUGUGAAAAUCGACAAAUUCGUGUUCCCAGUGGAUUUUGUGAUUCUAGAGAUGCCGGAAGAUGAGGAGAUCCCUAUCAUUUUAGGAAGGCCAUUUCUAGAGACGGGGCGAUGUUUGAUAGACAUUGAAGAAGGCACAAUGACUCUGAAAGUUUAUGAUGAAGAGCUAAAGAUUGAUGUGCGCAACACCAUGAAGUACAAGGAUGAUAUAGCGACCAGUCAACAUAUUGAGGUGAUUGAUCAAAUCUGUACUAAUGAGAAUUCUUUGAAAAUACAACAAUUACCACUGGAAAGAGUUUUGAGCUCGUCUGUUUGUGAGAAAGAGGAAGUUGUUGAUGAAAAGGAAGUGGAAGUAGUGGCUAUGAUGGAGGCUAGUCCCAUAUUCAAAGGUUCUAGACAAAACCGGUGGGAGGAUCUUAGACAACCUUUGGUGGAAGGAAAGAAGGAGGAACCUCAGAAAGGGGCUGAAUUAAAACAACUCCUGGAGAAUUUAAAAUAUGUUUUCCUUGAUGCUGAAAGUAGGUGUCCGGCCAUCAUAAACUCACACCUUGAAAGGCUGCAGGAACUUAAGCUAGUAGAAGUGUUAAAGAAACAUAAAAGUGCGAUGGGGUGGUCUAUUGAAGAUUUAAAAGGGAUCAGUCCUACUAUGUGCAUGCACAAAAUCCUCAUGGAAGAUGAUCACAAACCAGUGGUCCAACCUCAGAGGCGUCUGAACCCAGACAUGAAAGAAGUUGUGAGAAAAGAAGUUGUGAAACUUUUAGAUGCUGGGAUGAUUUACCCGAUAUCUGAUAGCGCUUGGGUGAGCCUGGUUCAUGUUGUGCCCAAGAAGGGAGGGACAACUGUAAUAAAAAAUGAGAAGAAUGAGUUGAUUCCUACAAGGAUUAUUACAGAAAGAUGUCAACUAACCAAUUUGAUCUUGAAUUGGGAAAAGUGCCAUUUUAUGGUCCGUGAAGGAAUAGUUCUUGGACACAAGAUUUCCUACAAAGGAAUCGAAGUGGACCAAGCGAAGGUUGAUGUCAUCUCAAAGCUCCCACCUCCGAUGAACGAAAAAGGUAUCAGAAGUUUCUUAGGACAUGCGGGGUUCUACCGUAGGUUCAUAAGAGACUUUUCAAAAAUUGCGAAACCCUUAACUACUCUUUUGGUUAAGGAUAAAAAUUUCACUUUUGAUGACCAAUGUGCGGUAGCUUUUGAGACAAUUAAGAAGAAAUUAGUCUCGGCACCCAUUGUUGUGGCCCCUGAUUGGUCUCUUCCUUUUGAGAUCAUGUGUGACGCGAGUGAUAUUGCUGUAGGGGCAGUAUUAGGACAGCGGAGAGAGAAAUUACUUCAUGUUAUCUAUUAUGCUAGUCAUGUUUUGAACCACGCACAGAUUAAUUAUGCGACUACCGAGAAGGAGUUGCUAGCUGAGUUUGAUGUUGAAAUUCGAGACAAGAAGGGGUGUGAAAACACCGUAGCUGACCACUUAUCUCGAAUGACACCAAUAGACGAAACAGAAGAAAAGCGACCGAUCAAGGAUGAGUUCACCGAUGAACACAUCCUAGCAGUGACUGGUGUACCUUGGUUCGCAGAUUAUGCAAACUAUAUUGUCGGUGGUAUCAUUCCCGACGAUUUUGACUCUAAUCGAAGAAAAAAGUUUGUUCAUGACUGCAGGUUCUAUUUAUGGGACGAUCCGUUCCUGUAUAAAAGAGGAGUUGAUGGGUUGAUCAGAAGAUGUCUACCUGAAAAAGAGCAAGAAGAAGUGUUGAAGGCAUGUCAUGCUUCAGAUUAUGGGGGACAUUUUAGUGGUGAUCGAACAGUAGCUAAGAUUUUGCAAUCAGGGCUAUACUGGCCAACAAUAUUCAAGGAUGCUCAAGAGUUUGUGAGACAUUGUGACAAGUGCCAAAGGACAGCUGUGGAUUAUGUGUCCAAAUGGGUUGAGGCUGUUGCUCUACCUUCGAACGAUGCGAAGGUAGUUGUGAAAUUUUUAAAAGAAAAUAUCUUUGCUAGAUUUGGAGUACCGAGAGCUCUAAUAAGUGAUGAAGGAACACAUUUCCUGAAUCAUCUCAUGGAACGGUUACUCCAAAAAUACAACGUGAAACAUAAGAUAGCCACAGCUUAUCAUCCUCAAACUAGUGGGCAGGUCGAAGUUUCCAACAGACAACUUAAACAGAUUCUGGAAAAGACAGUGAGUGCCUCUCGGAAGGAUUGGGCUAUCAAGCUGGAUGAUGCAUUGUGGGCAUACAGGACCGCUUUCAAAACACCAAUUGGUAUGUCACCAUAUCAACUUGUGUAUGGGAUAGCAUGCCAUUUGCCUUUGGAGUUAGAACAUAAGGCGUUCUGGGCAUCAAAGGUUCUCAAUAUGGAUCUAUCUAAAGCGGCAAGUUCUAGACUUCUUCAACUCCAUGAGUUAGAAGAAUUCUGCAACCAAGCUUAUGAAAACGCUAAGAUCUACAAAGAGAAAACAAAAAGGUGGCAUGAUGGGAAGAUCCAGCAUAAGGAGUUCUGGGAAGGACAACUAGUUCUCUUAUACAAUUCAAGGCUAAGACUCUUCCCAGGAAAGUUGAAAUCAAAGUGGUCGGGACCGUUUAUGGUUCACAAAGUUUUUCCUCAUGGAGCUAUCGAGAUAAAAAAUCAAGCGAAUGGGGAUAUUUUCAAGGUUGCAAGGAUGCCUCCACGGAAAGCUGUGCCAAGAAGAGACACUGCGGGGACAUCUAGACCCGCCCAAAGAGCCCGUAGAGAGGGGAACCAUCAUGGAAUAACUUUCCGAAAGGACACUCAAAGAGAGAAGUACAAUGCUCUUCUUCGUAGGAAGAUUUUGCCGACAAGGUAUGUUUGCGACACCACUACUGAAAGUUUAGGCAUAAGAACUGAGAUCCAUCGUAUGUUCCAUGCUUUGGGUUUAUUAAGAUUGAUGCAGUUUGAGGCUCCUACUUUUGAACGAUUAACAUAUGAAUUUCUGAGCACUCUUGAAUUUGAGAUGAAAUUGAGAACGAACAGGUUAGAGCCCGAGCAUUACGGGACGCUUAAAUUUCGUAUGUUUGACAUUGAUCACGAAUUGAGCCUGGAGGAGUUUGGGCAGGCACUGAGAGUACCAAGUUCAGGUGCGGGGCGAGCACCGAACUCUUUUAACCCCGAAACAUUUUGGAUAGCUAUAACAGGUAGAGAGUCUUAUUGUCCUAAAGGGACAAAAGCAACAAGCAUCCAAAACCCGUGCUUCCGCUAUGCCCAGAAGGCUCUGGCAUACACGCUCUUUGGUAGAGGAGAUAGCCCGGGUGUAGCUUCCAUUCGGGAGUAA